AAUGAACACAAAAAUAAAAAUAAAUAAAUGAAAUCAUCAAAACUGCAAUAAAAUAGCCUGAGUUGCAGCUGGUAGAGGAAAAAUCAAACUUAUUUAAUACACGGUGGAGAAAAUGGGUGCGUGAAAUGGCAGCAGAAGUCAGAAAUUUCUCUUCGACGAACGCAACUAUUCCCGCGCUUUCAUCAAAGGAAAGACCACGUGAUAAGUUGAAUGCCAUAGAAAAUAUCGACCAAUCAACAAACAGUUUUCAGUUGCUCUGAAGAGAACUGCAUAAUAUCGAUGUUCACAGCCUGUCGACGUUCGUAGCUGCAAAAAAUGGGCAUGUCGUCUCUGUUUUCCGUUGACACUAGCUAAAUGGAUCACGAGAAUGCCAAAUAAAGGGAAGAAAGAGAAGGCUUCCAAAAGUGGGGGAAAUGCUAAACAAGCGAAUAAAGAAAAUGGAGACGCUGUCAGUGACGAGGCAAAGCCAAAGUCUCAGCCUGUUUCUCAUCCUCCGAGUCAAGCAGUGAAGCUCAGGCAAUAUGCAAAUGGACCGUCAAUUAUGAGGAAGGAGAAGCGGCAAAGUUCGUCGUCUUUCAAUGUGAGCGACAAUCGAGAGAUAGUGAAAUUGCCUCCUUUGAAAGAUGCACCACCAAAUGAAAGGGAACAGCUUUUUAUUCAAAAGAUUGAGCAGUGCUGCAUUUUGUUCGAUUUCGCCAUGGAUCCUCUCAGUGACCUUAAGUACAAAGAAGUUAAGCGAGCAGCACUCAAUGAGAUCGUUGACUUCAUUACACACAACAAAGGUGUUAUCACAGAGCCAAUUUAUCCAGAAGUAACUCGCAUGUUUGCUGUCAACACAUUCAGGACUCUACCACCACCGUCUAAUCCUAAUGGUGCAGAAUUUGAUCCAGAAGAAGAUGAGCCUAAUUUAGAAGCUGCUUGGCCUCAUCUACAGAUUGUCUAUGAAUUAUUCCUGAGGUUCUUGGAGUCACAAGACUUUCAGCCAGCAUUGGCCAAGAAGUUUAUAGAUCAAAAAUUUGUUAUGCAGCUUCUUGACCUCUUUGAUAGUGAGGAUCCAAGAGAACGAGAUUUCCUCAAGACAGUCCUGCACAGAAUCUAUGGCAAGUUCCUUGGACUUAGAGCAUAUAUCAGGAAACAUAUAAAUAAUAUAUUUUACAGAUUUAUAUGUGAAACUGAGCAUCAUAAUGGGAUUGCAGAGCUACUGGAAAUUCUCGGAAGGUAG
This is a messenger RNA of Orbicella faveolata, 1222 nucleotides long. Its product is annotated as serine/threonine-protein phosphatase 2A 56 kDa regulatory subunit. Gene Ontology annotation, molecular function: protein phosphatase activator activity. The record is from RefSeq and is a predicted model, not a curated record. Gene Ontology annotation, biological process: signal transduction; protein dephosphorylation. Gene Ontology annotation, cellular component: nucleus; protein phosphatase type 2A complex; cytosol. Lineage: Eukaryota; Metazoa; Cnidaria; Anthozoa; Scleractinia; Merulinidae.